AUGCCUCCUCCAGGUGAAAAGAAGCCUAACCAGGUGGAACAGAAAGUAGUGGACCCUGAAGCAGAACUCAGUAAUGCUGUGAGAAUUUACUUGAAGCUCGCGCCGCAAUGCACCGUAGCGAAGAGAGCUGGUGGUAUACCGCAGCUCGCUCCUCAAGAGAAGCAGCUCAGCAUCCUCGCGCACGAACUUCAUGAGACGCUGUUAUGCAUCAAUCUUGCCAGAAAAGGACAGCAUGCAGUCCGCGACGCCAACGUCAAAAGCGGUACCCGUAAGUCUAUAGUGGAGUAUGAACAGUUGGAGUCAGUGCUCAGGGAUGAGAGGGCGCAACAAGCUGAACUAGACUGCCUCAACUAUCUAGCACAGAAGAAUGUCAUUGAACUCUCCAAGAAAGUACCCACUGAAGCUGAUGAACUAGGCAUGAUUGAGAAUGCCAACAAUCGUCUUCGACGUAUGGAGAACAGACUUGACCUCGCCACGAAGAGAAACGGCUUCAACAUCCAAUGGAACCGCACUAUUGGCAAGCUGGUUAAAGGCAAGCUGUACCUGAUGGAUAUAUUUGAAAUAGCCUCUGUGGCAUUCGCAGAUAGAGACGAAUGCUGUCGCAAACUAGAAGCUCUCAAGUGGAAAGGACUCUUUCAACUAAAUAGGGAUAUUUCUGCCUACGCUGGUACCGAGAGAGUGCCACUCAUCAUUAAUCGCUUCCAAAUCAGUGAGAUCGAGAACUUCUCCUGUUUCAUACUGCUUUGCCAAGUGUUGCAGGAGUCUAUCAUUCUCAGGAGAGAAAUGGACGUGAUGAAGCAAAGAAUCUUUGACCAGCGGGAUUUAAAUGAAGCUCGAGAGGAGCAACAGGAUAAAAGAAUAGCGAACAUGACGCAACGAUUGGAAGAACUUCGUGCCAGUACACAGUUGAAGCAAGAACUUAAUAAUCAAGCUGAUGCUACCACUCUCAAGGUGCUGAAGGGAAUCGACGAACUUGUUAAAUUAGCGAAAUGUGACUGUAAUCCAUUAAUGUCACUCCUGGGCAACCACACUGAGGUGACCAAGUGGAACGUCUCCAAGUUCCUGGGGAUCUUGGAGAUGGAAGUCAAAAGUCUUAUACAAGUUGCUUACGGGGCUGUUAAGCCUCCACCCCCAACGCCCAAAGGACGCAAAGGUCCACAGGCACCUCCCACCAGUAAACUUGUGGCUGACCCAUACGUUGAAAUCAUACGACCGAACAGGAUUGAAAAGCUUGUACCUUACCAACCUUGUGCAUAUUGCGUGGAGGAUUACAUAAUGAACCUGGUGUUCGAGACGCCAGCGGUACCUGCCACAAAGGAAUACGUCGAAUCUAUAUUCCAUCUCGAAGAUAUAAACACGAAAUUCGAGAUCUAUACACUUACUAUACCAGCAAAACGUCAUCCGUUCCGAGAAAAGAAAGACUGAAUAUUUAUUUGUCAAUAAUUUGUUUCAAUCAAUAUUAUUUCAUAUUUAUUUAAAGCGGAUAUAAUAUCAUAGCUAAGCCGUUAUAAGUUAAGGUUGUGAUAUUACUUUUUGGC
This is a messenger RNA of Spodoptera littoralis (African cotton leafworm), 1538 nucleotides long. The record is from the annotation of a GenBank genome assembly. Lineage: Eukaryota; Metazoa; Arthropoda; Insecta; Lepidoptera; Noctuidae.